UCAACUUUUACCAUACAUGUCCUCAGUGCAGAAGGCCGGCGGCCAUUUAUUUGUAGUCCAGUCCGGCAGCUGCAGCAGCAAUAGGUUCCCUGGUUGAGUAGUGACGUCAGGAGCGGCGGCCAUUUUCCCCUGGUCUGAGCUCCGCCUUACUUCUAUCAUUCCCACAAGGCAGCAGGAGCAGAGAGCAGCCAUUUCUGUGUCUGGCAGCAGAUCCAGAGGUAGUGAAGAGUUUUGGAAGGGUUAAAUGAGUCCUGUAUAAAUCACAGAGUCACUGAGGAUGGACAAGGACAGGACUCACAUGACUGAGAGGAUACUAAAUCUCACCCUGGAGAUCAUCUACCUGCUGACUGGGGAGGGUUACAAAGUAGUGAAGAAGACAUCCCGUGAGUGUGAGAAACCUAGCAGCCGUUCCCGUUUGUCAGGUGGACUGAGCAGGGCCCAGAGCCCCAUCACGGUGCCUCCAACUUACUCACUGAUAAAUGAGAGGCACAAUGACCAGAAGAUCCUGGAACUCACCAACAAGAUCAUUCAGCUGCUGACUGGAGAGGAGGGGGAGUAUUUAGAGGAACACAGGGGUCUGUACAAGGACGUGAUGAUGGAGAAUCACCGGACCCUCACAUCACUGGAUGGGCCCAGUAACAGAGAUACCCCAGAGAGAUGUCCCCGUCCUCUGUAUUCCCAGGAUUGUACAGAGGAGAAUCACAGGAUCCCACAGGAGGAUCAGGGUGUAGAUAUGACUGUUAUUAAAGUAGAAGAAAUAGAGGAAGAAGUGACGUAUGUGAGGGGAGAUCAUCACUGUAAGGAGGAGGAAAUCCCUACAGAUAUCAGUACAGUAGAUGGAGAAACAAGCAGGAAAACCUUGGAGGGAGAUCUCAUUGUGUCUACAAAUUUUCAAAUCGAAGAUAAGAACAUCAGACAAGAUUCUCCAGGAGAAAACCCCAUUGCGCUAAAUUUUUAUCCAGCGCUAUACAGUGCAGAUAUAUCAUCUGGUUCCUCUAAUCAUGAGAAACAUUCUCCUGAUAAUUCAGAUCUUGCUCUGCAAAGCACAGCUCCUAAAGGUGAAGCAAUAUUAACUAUUUCUGAAUCUGGUAAAACUUAUAUGCAUCAGUCAGUUUUUGUGAGACAUAAGAGAACUCGCUCCUCUGAGAAGCCAUUUCCAUGCUCUGAGUGUGGGAAAUGUUUUACACAUAAUUCCUAUCUUGUCGCGCAUCAGAGAAGUCACACAGGUGAAAAGCCGUUUACAUGUCCUGAGUGUGGCAAAUGUUUUGCACAUAAAUCCCAUCUUGUUACACAUCAGAGGACACACUCCAGUGAGAAGCCAUUUACAUGUACUGAUUGUGGGAAAUGUUUUACACGAAAAGCAAAUGUUAUUACGCAUCAGAGAAGUCACACAGGUGAGAAACCAUUUCUAUGCUGUGUGUGUGGGAAAUGUUUUACGUAUAAAUCAGUUCUUGUUACACAUCAGAGAAGUCACACAGGUGAGAAACCAUUUCCAUGCUCUGAGUGUGGGAAGUGUUUUACAAGGAAAUCAACUCUUGCUGAACAUGAGAGAACUCACACAGGUGAGACACCAUUUCCAUGCCCUGUGUGUGGCAAAUGUUUUACAUACAAAUCACAUCUUCUUAGACAUCAAAUCUUACACAGGAGAAAUACUAUUUCAGUGAGUUGAUAUACAGCCUUAACACUAAGGGGGAAAUUCAGUUAGCCGCAGUAAAUUACCAUGGCUAAUUGAUCCCUGGGGGGCUAAUUCAAUUAGCCCAGAUAGCUGACAGUUUCCGGAAAUCUUCACCUGCAAGAGGCAAGAGAAAAUAAUCCCUGAUAAAGGACCCGUUUUUUGCGGCCGUAAACGUGAAAACACAUAGAUCCAUGAAUUUCUCCAGGAUCCGUGUGUUUGUCAUGCUAAAACGGGUCAGCUUUACCGCGAAAAAAACGGGCUGCAAUCCGGCAAAAUAUUAUGGUAAAGUCCUGUUUUUUUCGUUGAUGCAUUUACCGCAUGUAAUUGAAUUCCCCCUUAAAUAUAGUAAAAGCUGUGUAUAUUAAUGAACAUAAAUACAGUUACAAAGCGUGUACUCCACGGUAUAUUAACAUCAGUGAGUUUCUGAGAGCUGGUAAAAGCUUUGGGCCUAGAUUUACUUAUACUAAAUGCAAAGUACACCUGGUUUUGAAUUGAUAUUUAUCGCCAUUUGAAAUUUCGGGGUCAGAAUCAGAGAAUCAGCCGCUAGCACUAUCGGUUGCUUCAUAAAUUAUUCCACGGUCACACAGCACAAUAGCAUGUGAUACUGGGCCUUCUUCCGGUUUGCAAGCAAAGCAAAAAAUUGCACAGCUGGGCCUAGUGCCUAACCCUCUGCCUGUGCCUAACCUCAUCCCCCCCCCCCCCCCCCCGGGCCCUAUCCCUAACCUGUACCCCAAUAAUUACCUUCGGGUAUCGACCGUUGGUGUUCCGGUGCUGGUCUCCAUGAGUGGUGUCGGGAUUCCGACGUCGGUCAAGUGACCACUGGCUGCCGGUAUGCCGAACGCAUCCCAUUUAAACUUCACACACUAAUAACUAGGCGGGAUAAGGGGAGAACAAGACAUGACAUAACCCCAAGGGAAAAAAAGGAGGCGUUAAGGCAACUUAGGGGACGCAAGUAAGUUUGAGCAAAUAAGAGCUUAAGUACAGGAUUUGAAAGACUAGGGGUAUAUUUACGAAAAAGUUAAUUUUGAUCGAUUUUUGGUCGAUGUUCGGUUGAUUCACUAACAUAUUAUUUUUGACAUUUUUUUUUUAAACAUUAUGAAAAAUCAUCUGAUAGUAAUUGUGCGACUUAGACCCUCAAACACAAAAUGGAUUAAAAAAUCGAUCAAAAUCAACUUUUAGUAAAUGUAUCCCCAUAAUGUCUGAUCACACCGGACUCGGCUUUUAUUAGACACGAGAAUUGGUACUAACACGUGGAAUGCGAGCCAAAUCCAAUAUAGAGGCGAUAUAUAGAAUCGGACAUGGGGGUUAUAAAGAAACCAGGCAGUAGACUGAAAUGUUUUAUAAAUGUGUGUUUGAGUAGAGGAAUCUAGACUUUCAGUAUAUUUACCCCACUUGUUAUAGAAACGGAGUAUUCCUUUAUCAACAUCUGUCGCGAUAGAUUUCCUAUCACAGCAACUGCAAAAGUUUUCCUUGUACAGAUGGAGCCCUCCUCAUCUAUUCCUUUAAAAGGAUUAAGUGAGUCAGGGCAGUCAGACUUAAUCCCCUGCUGUAUUCUCUCUUUAUUGCAUUGCAUCUGAGAACAAUAGAUGAAAGGCUUAUGCUAAUAAGCCUUGGUGCACCUAGGCACAGCAAAGAAGGCUAGAUGGGUCGAGUAUAGUCGGAGCAGAUUCCUUUUGUCCAGUGGAUCAGUAUUAGUUUUAUUGCACCAGUAACAACCACUGUAAGAAAAAGGAAUCCUCGGACUCAUAAUUGCAUCUAGAUUUUAAAUCUUGGGGCCGGAUGAAAUGACGGGCUGAGUUGGCCGUUGGUGCGGGUUCCGAGCCGAACUCUGAUUUUUAUUUCUUUUUUAUGCGGCAAAACCAUGCUAUGUACACAAUUACCGUAUCUUGUAUCAUAUGUUUACAUUGUGCGGAAGAGAUGUAAGCUUUGUAAAUAGUUCUAAAAUGGACCUCAAGAGUGGAGUCAUAAUAGGUCAAGAGAGCCAAUCGAAGGUACUUCUAGAUUUUAGGGUAGACAUUCUGCAAGCAUGUUGUGUCACGUCGGUAAGGACUAGGUAUAGUAUUUUGGUUCUAUAUUUUAGCGUUUUAUGCAAAAUAGUAGGAACGGGGUCAGUAAAUGCGUGGUCAAGAAUAGCUAAUGGGAUUGAAUUCAUAUAAUAGCGGGUCAAAGACCUUGGAGAAGUUGCUUAGUCCUUUACACCGCCAUUACUGGAAGGAGAAGUUAGUGAAUAAGGGGACAUUAUAGCUAUGUCUAAUUGUGUUGGGAUAGGUGGAACGUAGCCAAUAACUAAUAUAGCGAAGAAAGAUUGCUAAGGAGUAUUCCGUAAAGUCUGGAAUGCCGAGGCCUCCAUUAGAGCGAUGCGGUACCAAUUUAGUCAUAGAUAUUCUGGGUCUUUUUCCUUGCCAUAGGAAGGUAGUCAUUAAACGUGUUCAUUUCUGUCCAACCCUGUCCUGUAAUGUGUAUUAGGAUUGUAUACUGAUCUGUGGGCCAUCAUUAUGAAGCCGUACCUCUUGUCAUACUCAGGACGCGUUUCCUGUUUCCUCGCAGCCCAGAAAGCCUAGUAACAUGCACCUUUUAUGGAGCACGAGAUGCAUCUUCCGUCCAGCGCCACACAAGACCCAUAUUGUGGGAUCUUGGACACCAUUACAUCGUAUUGUCAUACUCUGCGUGUGAAGUUGUGAAUUUAUAUAAAUCUGUUAUAGUUUUCAUUCUAGCACCCUGCACCUUUCAAAUCCUGUGCAGUUCCUCUCUACUCUGGUGCAUCUCAGCACACUCUGGUCUGUAUCACAGCACUGAGUAACAGAUCAGAGUGUGCUGAGAAGCACCACAGCAAAGAUCGACACCCCUGGCAGGAAAGAGGAACUGCACGGAUUUUGAAAGGUGCAGGGUGCUAGAAUGAACACUAUGUUACUGUUGCCCUCUUACUGGGGGCCAAGCUGCAAAAACUGUGUCCCCACGGUGCAAAUGCAUUUUCCUGAUGGUACGGUGCUUAGUUUUGAGAAAUGCACCCAUUAAAUAACCAUCAAAUAAUAACAUGCCACAGACAGUAAACGUGUUCCUGGUGUCCUCAUAGUCAUGUUUUAAGACAGAGGUUGUCCUAAAAUAGUAGAAGUGUCCAGAAUGGUGUGGAUUGUUAAAAGGUCAAAAGGAUCAAAAUGUCAACGCAAAAGUCGACAUCAUUUAAAAAAAAUGUUUUUAUUAUUUGGUGUUUUUAAACAUAGUUCACCCCAUAAAAAUUUUAAAUACACCCCCUUGUGGGUACGCUUUGCUUUCCACGCUUUGAACAGGUUUCCUAAGGGUAAUCGUUUUUGUAAGAUGGCUAGUAAAUGCAGCAAAAGUUGUAAAUACAUGAAAAAAUCCUAAAGAACAUGUGUCGGCCAUGUGUGUUGACCUUUCCCAUGUUGACCUUUUUGAAAAAUCAACGAUUUUGGUGGUGUAUUGAAAAGAAAGUAAUUAACAAAAUAAGCUAGUUUGUGAUGAUUAUGUAUCUAUUUUGGCAAAUAAACAUGUUUUGUAUUGA
Messenger RNA from Pseudophryne corroboree (corroboree frog), 5195 nucleotides. Its product is annotated as oocyte zinc finger protein XlCOF6.1-like. Gene Ontology annotation, biological process: urogenital system development; regulation of transcription by RNA polymerase II; embryo development. Gene Ontology annotation, molecular function: RNA polymerase II cis-regulatory region sequence-specific DNA binding; DNA-binding transcription factor activity, RNA polymerase II-specific. The transcript is spliced from 7 exons. Gene Ontology annotation, cellular component: nucleus. The record is from RefSeq and is a predicted model, not a curated record. Lineage: Eukaryota; Metazoa; Chordata; Amphibia; Anura; Myobatrachidae. The coding region runs from base 278 to 1669 and encodes 463 amino acids.